GUAGGCCGAGGGGCCGUAGGAGCGCAUGCUCCGUCCUUGAGCUCUUCCCCGGCAGGUUUGGAACCGCGUUGCUGAGGCUGGCUGGCGCGCGCAUGCGCGUCUCCGGUACCUGGUUCUUUCCCCACUGGACAAGGAGCGGCUGGUCUUGGAAUUGAAGCCUGCCGAGCCGGAAGGCGCUGUGCUUUUUCACCUCCGUCUGCUCUGGCGGAAACGCAAGCGGUGGAAGAGAGGUUCCGGGCUUGGCCUCGGCUGGCGGCUGCAGCAUGGACACCCGGGCGGAGGAGGCGGGAGUGACUCGCCGCCCGAUGCUGGCCUCUUCCUGGGAUGCUGCCUGCGGAGCCCUGGCCCGGAGUCUCCAUCUCACCCGGGCUGGUGUCGGCGCCCCGGACUUGGACUGGGAGCAGCUGCUGGCGCCGCCUGACUCGGGCCAAGAUCUGGUGAUUUUGAAAAGAAGCCUCAACAGUGACCAAGAUGAAAACCCCUGCUUCCUUCACCUGAGAUGUGACCCUAACGGAGGUGAAGAGAUCGUUUCUAUUGGCAUUUUAAGUUCCGCAAGAAAUAUGGAAGUAUACUUAGGAGAGGAGUACUGUGGAACCAGUAGGGGCAAGAAUGUUUGUAGUGAUCUGGAUAACAGUGAGCACGAAAUUAUUUUCUACAAAAAAUAUUUAAAAUUGGAGUCUUCCAGCCAUGCUUGUAAAAUAAAGUUGCUCUCCUUUGGUGAAAAGCAGUGUGUGUUCAUCAGUAAAGUUGUGGUACACAUGAGGCGGGUUUCAGCCAGUUCGUCAACAAGUUCUCCUGCUCUAGGAUCAAGGAUAGACCUCCGGAGGGUCCAGACUAUCAUGGAGUCCAUGGGGUCAAAGUUGUCACCUGGAGCUCAGCAACUGAUGGAUAUGGUUAGAUUUCAGCAGCAGAAUCGUAUUCCCAUUGGCGAGCAGCUUCAGUCGGUUUUGGGAAAUCCUGGCUACAGACGUGGGAUUGACCUGCAGUCAUCAUCUACUUCGGGGGCCUUAGACAAGUCCCCGUCCACACCUUUUCCUUUCAGAACCGGCUUGACCUCUGGAAACGUGACUGAAGACUUGAAAGCUUGCACCGAUCAAAGUCUGCAGCCACCCGGUGGCGGAAAGGCUACGAGCCUCCAAGAGUAUAAAACUGUGUCACCAAGCCAUGUUCUUCUUGAGAACGACCUCAAAAAUGCAGUUUCUUCUCUCCUACCAAAGAAAGCAAGUGACAACUCGAAUAUACCUAACUCUGACUUGCUGCCUUUUCUCCAGAGUUUAUGUAGUCAAGUUAGCCAUCUCCGCGUGGGACGUAACACCAAGUGGCAGGAAACCGUCCCUAAGGCUGGUGAAGACAUUGCUGGUGUUGCCACGGAAGAGCAGCCUGUGUGCUCCUACUUGGAAAAGGUCCUUACUAAAAAUAUGGAACUGAUGGAAAAGAAGCUUGUGGAUUACAUUGAUCAGCGGAUACAUAAACUGCAGAAGCACAUAGAUACAAAGAUGGCUUUGUUAAUGGACGUGCUGCAGAGUCCCUGCCCCCCACCCGCCGGGAUGGCCCUCCGACAGUGGGACUCUGGGGAAAGACUUUCAAACGGAGAAAGAUAAGUGCUCGACACGGACCGUGCGCUACAGAUAUUUAUUACGUAUUUAUUAGAAAGCCAAAACCCCACAAGUUCAAAGCAAGUAUUUAAUGGCAUUUGAGGAUCACCAUCUUACGUGCGGUGACCUCAGUGUUCAUUUUAGCUCUACUUGUUACUGUGCAUCCGGUACUGGGCGCUAAGAUUUAACAACACGAUAGGGUUAUAAAUUAUUUUUGUUUACAGUCUUGUUCACUCUGACAGAAAUGUAUGUGUGUUUCUGGCUUCAAUGUUGAAACAUGCUAAGGAUUUUUAAUGCAAUCCAUGAGUCUGUGUUGUAUAAUGUUUUUGAUAGAAGUACAUUUUUUAUUUAUAAUAGGGCUUAUUUUAUGGUCUUAGUAUGAAAAAGAAUGCUUAGAGUAUUUGAUUUUUCUUUUUCUAAUUGAUUGUUCAUGGAAAAUUAGAUACCUAAGACUUAAAAGCCUUUCAUUCAGAUCACUGAUUGGGUGGUGUUUACGCUCGGAUAACGGCUGAGGCAUUGUGUUUGGCAUGCGUACGUAUGCACCGGGGCCGUUAUUAUCUGUUUCAAUAAAGCGUAGCAGUAGGUAGAAAGUGAACAUCAGAACCGGCCUGUUCCUUGUUGGGAUUAUUACUUUAGACUUAGCGUUUGAGGUAAAUUGAGAGAAGUCAUCCUGUUUGCUCUCAGUAAACCCAGAAAGUGUACAGUCCCCUCCUUUCCUGAGCAGAUACAGGUUCUUGCCAGAGGCCUUCUCUCGUGUGUUUCCGGUGUGAAGCACUGAGGUCUGCCUUGAAGGAAGAAAGCGUGUGAAUCAAGGGGGCUGCGGUUCUCUCUGGCAGACGUAUGAUAACUAUCGUAUGUGUGUUCAGGAGUGAUCUAGUUGCCCUUAAAAAUAAACCUAUCCACUUUGGAAAUUACUUGUCUCAAGGAAACAGUAAAGUUUUAUUUUCAGUGAA
Messenger RNA from Leopardus geoffroyi (Geoffroy's cat), 2548 nucleotides. Its product is annotated as ATPase PAAT-like. The coding region runs from base 264 to 1601 and encodes 445 amino acids. The record is from RefSeq and is a predicted model, not a curated record. The transcript has 6 exons. Lineage: Eukaryota; Metazoa; Chordata; Mammalia; Carnivora; Felidae.